Messenger RNA from Penicillium argentinense, 1362 nucleotides. Its product is annotated as putative nuclear envelope protein Brr6. The record is from RefSeq and is a predicted model, not a curated record. Bases 1 to 1362 code for a protein of 453 amino acids. Gene Ontology annotation, cellular component: nuclear envelope; nuclear membrane. The transcript is spliced from 3 exons. Gene Ontology annotation, biological process: lipid homeostasis; nuclear envelope organization. NCBI's taxonomy places the organism in Eukaryota, Fungi, Ascomycota, Eurotiomycetes, Eurotiales, Aspergillaceae.
AUGGAACCCCGUACAGCGGAGAGUCCGAUGGAAUUCGAGUGGCAGCAUAAGCCACCGGGCGAUGCCAGCUCUGGAUUCUACCAGGUCGGCUUGCAGAGCGACAACAAGAAGCGUACAUAUAGCGCAUUUGGCUCCCCAGAAAAGACUUCAGUCCCUGGUCUCCGCGCCCCCAACUCCCAUCCCUUCCUCUUCUCCCAGCCAGCGUCGCCAUCACCCUUCACCUCGCAACCCGCUUCACAGACCCCCCGAUUCGGCCAGUCAGCCUGGACGACACCGCGCAAACCUGUCAAUCUUGACUUUUCAUCCGGUGCCGAAAAUUUCUCAUCGCCCGAAAACGCAGACAACGAGGAUACCCCGGAGCAACCGGUGCGGACGGAGCGACAGAACUCGCUUUUCAACACACGCGGAAGAUUCACCAACGCCAGUCCGGGCCGAGGGGAGAUUCGCAAGAACCACUACUCCACUGCUGCUGCCCGGCGCGUGUUGAAGCGGAGGCAACGGGAUAAGGAGCUCGACCGGCGAAUUCGAGUGGAUAGCGACGACGACAGUGAUCGGCCAAGCAGCAACGAGGGUCUCCGGGGGAAGCCGGCGAAACAAGGCAAAGAAAUGGAGCCCGGCAUCAGCUCGUCCAAUAGCUCCUCCUUGUCUCAGCUAUUUACGUUCCUGGAAGCGCACCCGCAUAUGCCCAGCAUUUUAUCCUGGUGGGCGCAACUCAUGGUCAACCUGUGUAUCUUCUCGGUGGUGGUGUAUGUGAUCUGGUCCGUCGUGUCAUCCAUUCGGGCGGAAUUCGCCCACGCGGCCGAUUUGGCAUCAAUGGACAUCCGCCAGGAAAUCACCCAGUGCUCCAGGGAAUAUUUGAACAACAGAUGUGCGGAUCCGAAUCGGCCUCCAGCACUGACCCCGGCGUGCAAGGGCUGGGAGGAUUGCAUGGAUCGUGACCCGGCCAAAAUCGGCCGUGCAAAGAUCUCGGCGCACACCAUGGCCCAGAUCAUCAACGGCUUCAUUGAGCCAAUCAGCUGGAAAGCAGUUGUCAUCUUUCUGGCCAGCAUCUCAACAGUGACAGUAGUAAGCAAUUGGUCUCUGAGCGCGAUUCGGCAUUCUCUGGACCAGCGUGACAACGGCCAAUACUAUCCUCAACAACCGCCAAAUUACAACCACCAACAACCUAUGCUGCAACAUCAACCCAGCUUUGGCUACCACCCACAGCAAGUCAAUCGGAAAGUCUCGGACCACGCUUAUGCCGAGAAAGAAAACGCCCCGUUACUGUUGGAGAGUACGCCGUUCAUCACGGAGCGCAGUCGAGAGCGCGAGGCGCAUCUUCGGACUCCGAGUCCCUCUAAACGCAACCGUCAGUUUUCGUGA